GACCCGGAUAAGAAAGGAAGCGGCUUCCGGUGCGCAGCUCUCCCGUUUCCUUGUUUCCGGCCGGCUCCUAGCGAAAGAGGAGGCCUCCUCCUCCUCCGCCGGCGUCAUGGCGGUCCCGAUGGAGACGCAGCUGCAGAGCAUCUUUGAGGAGGUGGUGGUGAGUUCCCGCGGCUCCAAGCUGCUCGCGUGGACAGUGGGUGGCUGCGUGUCGUCGGAAGGAAGGCGCUGGCGGGCUGGGGCGGGCAAGACCCGUGUCGUGAAAGGGAAGGGAGCAGAGGGAAAGGGGAGCGCAGCAGCGGUGCCUGGGGCAGGGAAGGGCCCCUCCGUGGAUGCUGCCGGGCUCCAGCGCCCCCGACCAGCGGCCGUGUUGGCUGACGGGGAGCCGGAGCCCAGUCACAUCCACGGAGGGCCACAGGUUGCCAGGAGAGAGGAAGGGGGGCCGCAGCUCCAGUGGCGCUCUCUCCCAACAAGAACAGCUCAGAGAGCUUCGCUUGGAGGCAACCCCAAAAAUAUUCGCUCUGGACGCAUGCAAAGAUUUAAAGGGAUGGGCUGCACCUGUUAGCCCAUAUUACUAUGUUACUGAGGUGAUCUGCUCCACCUACCCUGACGUGUGUGUUUUCAACAUGGAAGUCUGAAGAGGACUUGCAAACAUAUCUGGUUGAUCGUACUUACAAGCAUCGGGAACUUGCACGUAUGCAUGUGUCCUGGAUGAAUGCCUGAAAACGGCUUUUGGAUAAGGACUACUACCCUUUUAAAAAAGAAAACGAUAAGGCUACUAGCAUUUCCAUGCAGGCUGUUGUGGAGAGAUGCCCACUCUAUAACCACCAUGGAAGCACAGGCUACUAGCUUCUUAAGGUAAUAAUCAUCAUAAUCAUAAUACUUAGCCCACUGCAUUUCCAUGCUGGUUGUGGAUGAAAUUAUUCCCCUCUCUUCCUCCAUGCUAAUAGGGAAACCAAGUGGGGUGGGGGUGGAAAGAGGAAUUGAGUGAUACAUCUCUCCUCCAUCAUCCCCCUCACCGGCAUGGAAUUCCUGCUUGCCCUGCAGGUUGUUAAAUACAAGGCUACAUAAUGACACUAUGUGGACAAAGUGGAGUGGUAGUAAGGCCAAGAAUGUCUCUGGGGUAGAAGGCUGGGGCUGGAGUAUGAUGCUUUUUGGAUGGUAUCUAUUGAAGGGAAGGGUUCACAAAGCAGUGCUGAUUUCGGUUAGGAGCACCCAAAGGGAGAUAUCAGGACAAUUUUUAUUACAGUGAAAUGGACUCCCUUGGAAGGUGGUGGGCAUUCCUUCCAUGGAGGUUUUUAAGCAGAGGUUGAAUGUUGUGGAUGUUUUAGUUGAGAUUCUUGCAAUAGACUCUGAUGGUUUCUCAACUGAUUUCCUAGGAGCAUUUGAAAAAUUUGAGAAAGGAGUAACCCUAACUGAUGGAGUUUUGCUCUAGUUAACUGGUUCUUCAUCCUGUAACAAUGGUAGAGGCCCACCAGGCCUUCCCAUUUUGCCCAUGAAGCCAUUUUGGCCAAGCCACAGCCACCAGCUCUCAACCUGACGUCCCAUAUGACAUCAGAUGUGAGACAGGUAAAGACCUUGCUGUCCAACCAUCUCGUCCUCUGUCGUCCCCUUCGCCUUGUGCCCUCAAUCUUUCCCAACAUCAGGGUCUUUUCCAGGGAGUCUUCUCUUAUGAGGUGGCCAAAGUAUUGGAGCCUCAGCUUCACGAUCUAUCCUUCCAGUGAGCACUCAGGGCUGAUUUCCUUAAGAAUGGAUACGUUUGAUCUUCUUGCAGUCCAUGGGACUCUCAAGAGUCUCCUCCAGCACCAUAAUCCAAAAGCAUCAAUUCUUCGGCGAUCAGCCUUCUUUAUGGUCCAGCUCUCACUUCCAUACAUCACUACUGGGAAAACCAUAGCUUUAACUAUAUGGACCUUUGUCGGCAAGGUGAUGUCUCUUCUUUUUAAGAUGCUGUCAAGGUUUGCCAUCGCCUUUCUCCCAAGGAGCAGGUGUUUUUUAAUUUUGUGACUGCUGUCACCAUCUGCAGUGAUCAUGGAGCCCAAGAAAGUAAAAUCUCUCACUGCCUCCAUUUCUUCCCCUUCUAUUUGCCAGGAGGUGAUGGGACCAGUGGCCAUGAUCUUCGUUUUUUGAUGUUGAGCUUCAGACCAUAUUUUGCGCUCUCCUCUUUCACCCUCAUUAAAAGGUUCUUUAAUUCCUCCUCACUUUCUGCCAUCAAGGUUGUGUCAUCUGCAUAUCUGAGGUUGUUGAUAUUUCUUCCGGCGAUCUUAAUUCCGGCUUGGGAUUCAUCCAGCCCAGCUUCUCUGAGUUAUUCAAGCCCCUUCGCCACGGCAAGGCAGUGAUCCAUGAAGGGGUUGAUUUAACAUAGGGUAGAGGAAAUGUAGGGGAGAAGCCGAGUUUCGUUUGUCAUCAAUAACUUGCUUUGUUUUUGUUUUUUCCCCUUUGUAGAAAACAGAGGUCAUAGAGGAAGCCUUUCCUGGGUAAGUGCACUGAAACUAUUUGCUUGCAUGAUAGCAAACAUCUUGUUGUAUUUUCUGAUGAUGGAAUGUGUCCCCCCCCCAAAAAAAAAUAAUAAUAAUUGUGGUUUUAUUUUCUACAGCAUGUUUAUGGACACUCCUGAAGAUGAGAGAACCAAAUUGAUCAGUUGCUUGGGAGCCUUUAGACAGUUCUGGAGCAAUCUUUCUCAGGUGAGUAAUUCAUCUGUUGCUGACAUUUUUUAGAAACAACACCCAAAGCUUCCCAAAGCAGUUCAUCAACUUACAGAUCAGGUUUUCAUAAUUCUAUACAAUAAUGCCAGUAACUCUGUGAGUGGAAUUUCUGCUGUUUAGAGAUCUCAGAUAGCUUCCAGUAGUUAAAAGCCACAGGCAGGUCCUGAAGUUCAGCUAAUUAAUAGGGUGUGCUGUUUUAUUUUUAAGAUGCCAGAAUGUUGUCUUAGGGUCUCUGUGCACCACCCAGCCAGUUCUGCUUUAUAAGCUGCUGUUCCUAGUUUCUGCUCAUAUGUUGGGCUUAGCAGGAAUAUAAGAAUACAAGAUCACUGAUCUUCUGGAUCAGACCAAAGGUCUAUCUAGUCCAGCAUCCUGUUCUCAAGUGGCCCAAGAGAUGCCUGUGGCACAUAAGCAGGACAUAAAUGCAACAGUACUCUUCCCACUUGUGAUUCCCAGCAACUGGUGUGCAAAGGCAUAAUGCCUCCAAUACAUAGUACACAGCCAUCAAAGCUAGUACUCACUGAUAGCCUUAUCCUCAAUUAAUUUGUCAAAUUCCCUUUAAAAAUCAUCCAAGUUUGUGGCCAUUAUUAUAUAUCGGGAUAGCGAACUUCGUCAACUAUGCACCAUGUGAAUGAGUACUUUUAUCUGUCCUGAAUUCAGCUUCAUUGGAUGACCCUGAGUUCUAGUGUCAGAAGAGAGAUAGAAAAAAUUAUUUCCAUUCACUUUUCCCGCAUCUUGCACAAUUUUACACACCUCUAUCAGAUACCCGCUUACUCACAUUUUGUUCCUAAACCAGCUCAGCACAAGUGGCCAGGAAGCUCCUGCUGGCAGUCCUACCAGCAGUAGACAGGGGAAAGGUCCCAGAAUGGAGUGUAAGGGAGGCCCAUUGGAGGCUUCAAAUUCAUUUGAUUCUAAGCCUUGCAGAUCCCCCAAGGGGCCUUGCCAUUGGACCCCUGAACUACACCAGCAUGUGGCUGGCAUAGCAAGAAGGAUAGAACCCACCGCACCAUUCUGCAAUUUCCUAGGCCCUUGCUGUUCUUAUGAAACAACUCCAAAUUCAAAUCUCAGCAGUCUCCCAACUCCCAUUCUUUCCAGUAAUCUGGGUUGCUUGACUAGAUUAAUAGUAAUGGACUUUACUGAAUGGUCUUCCAGAGAAUUGUUUUGAGAAUCUUUUUUCCAUCCUCUUCACAAACAGAAAUUAUUAAAGAUACUUGCUUGGAGGUUUUAUUACUGUAAAUAUUUACUUGUUCCCAAUCUCUUUUCAAGUUUAUGAAAUCUGAAUUACUGACAUGUUUAUCUUUUCUUUUACAGGAAUCUCAUGAACAAUGUGUUCAGUGGAUUGUAAGGUUCAUACAUAGCCAGCAUAGUCCUAAAAGAAUUUCUUUUCUGUAUGACUGUUUAGCAAUGGCUGUGGAGACUGGGCUGCUUCCACCAAGGUAAGUUUCUUCCAGACAAACUGGGCCUGUGGAAAAGCAUGAUGGAAAAUUGGGUGCUUAAGUCUUGUCCUCAUAUGCACUAAUACUUGGAGCCUGACAACUUUCUCUUAGAAAAUACAUCACUCACUUUUGUUUUCAAUUUCUCCAGGAUGGUUUGUGAAUCUCUGCUAAAUUCUGAUAACCUAGAGUGGGAAAGGACACAGCUUUGGUCUCUAACAUUUAAGCUUGUCCAAAAAAUAAUCGGUGGUGUAGACUACAAGGUAAUGGUCUUUAAAAAUCUCUGUUGCAAUACUUCAUCGUGCUUUUUAUAUUGCUAUUAUAGGCUACAAACAGUUUUCUAGGUUGUUUAUUUAAAUUUAUGCCUACCUUAUCCUGAGGCUUGGGAUCACCCUUGCUAUACCUUGUUCUUAUUCAGUAAUUGUAAGAUGUAGGCUAUCAUUUAUUAUAUCUGUUGAGAGUAGAGUUUAGAGAGUAGAGUUGAAACAGAGAAAGAAAAAUUGCUUCUUGAGGACACUUAAUGAUUCCAGGACUUGCGCUGAUGUUUUUAAUCCAGAUUUUCUGAUUGCCAACACUGUUGAUAGUUGACCACUCAAAAAUUACUUUGAAUUAUAGGGUUUCCCAAACUGGUGGGAUUCACAUAGGAAUAAUUAUGCAUAGUAAUUCCAAACAGUGGAUAGGGGACACGCCUUUUCAUCAUCACCUCGAAACAGGUGCAAAGUAUAUCAGCAUAGUAACUGUGCUGUGAUGAUGUGGAUCAUAAUCAUUGCAUGCAUAUCUGAUCUGUAGGACCAGAUUUCAAACAUUGUACUUUGGUCUCCACUGCAGCAUUGGAAGCUGUGUGUAUGGUCCUUAUAGCUAAAUUGAGGCAUUCAACAAUGAUAAACUUACACCCAACAUCCAGCAGGGGAAUCAAUGCACAGUAGCUUACUUCUUCACACGGUUUUCCAUACUAGCUCCUGGGAAACAAUGUGUAGUUCUAACAGUCAACCUCAUUUGGGUGGCAAGAGAAGCUGAACCCAUUGGAUGAAUCUGUGUAUAUGGUAUUCAUUGCUUUAAGAAAGUGGAUGACAAUCAGUAUAAUUCUAAGGACUGAAAAAUCCUAUAUCUGUGUGUGUAUCUUCAGUUUCUAUAAAAUUCAAACGUGUACACUAUGUUUUCCCAGAUUUUAUCUAGAUAAUUUUUUUCUGUGUUUUUAUAGGGUGUGCGAGAUCUUUUGAAGGGUAUCCUAGAAAAAAUCCUAACUAUUCCCAACACAGUGAGCUCUGCUGUUGUGCAGCAACUUUUAGCAGCAAGAGAGGUAAAGUUGUGAAGUGGUGCAAUAACACAAUAAGUUAUUUUAAACUGCAGACGUCUGUCAAACAAGGCUUUGGGGAAGCUUUUGAAAUUUACAUGUUCAAUUUGGUUUAAAAGCCAAUUAAUCUUUGGUUGCCUUAAAACUGACCUCUGAGAAAGUUUAUCCGAAGAAGAGUUUGGAUUUGAUAUCCCGCCUUUCACUCCCUUUAAGGAGUCUCAAAGCGGCUAACAUUCUCCUUUCCCUUUCUCCCCCACAACAAACACUCUGUGAGGUGAGUGGGGCUGAGAGACUUCAGAGAAGCGUGACUGGCCCAAGGUCACCCAGCAGCUGCAUGUGGAGGAGCAGAGACGCGAACCCGGUUCACCAGAUUACGAGACUACCGCUCUUAACCGCUAUACCACACUGGCUCCUCUGACAUGCAUCUACUAGAGAAAGUUAUUCUCUGUGUGUAAGAUGCAGAGUGCAAUAGUAGUGUAUCUGUAGCACCUUCUUGACAGGAGAUUUUCUUAAAGGUCCCUUGAGAUAUUCAGACAACAUAUCCAAAUCUUUAUGCAAAGCAAGCAUUGCAACUACUAAAAAAAAGAAGAAAGUGAAUUAAAAUAUGAAGUUUGGUUCCAAUCACCGUGGUACUUUAGCAUGUUAUGUCCGGAAGAAAAACAUUCUUUUUUGUUGUCCAGCCUUCCUGAAAGAAAUUUUUAAAUAUUGGAUAUAGUAUUUUCAAUGUGCUCAACUAAGAGUGCUAACUGCUUUAAAAAUCUAGAUGGUUAGCAUCCUUUCAACGAUUCCAUUUUUAGCCUUCUGAGAUGUCAGAGCACCCCAUCGUAGUUUGAGCGUAAAAUUAAAACUGAAACUUGUUUGUCUGAAACAUUGCAACCAAAUCUCCUCAUUCUGACGUUUUAUCCUUCAUUCCAUUCUGUUCCGCCCCCUCUAAUAACAAACACAGGUGCUGAGUGCUGGUGGCUAUAGAGCCAGAAUGAGGUCACUGAGAAACAAGAAGGCAGAUAGUGCCAUGCUUUAUUUUAUUUUUAUUUGCAAAAAUUUCUGUACUGCCAGCAUUAAGAAAAAAUAUAAUGGCAGGGAACAGCAUAAAAUCAACAAUAAAAUUACAUUCAUAAAACAAGUACAAAAUGCUUUGGGGAACUGCAAGGUUUAUAGGGAGCACAACCCAAUGAAGACUGAGCUUGUUCGGUGGCUAGGGGAAGACAGAAAUUUGGGACAGUGGUCUGGGUAUGACUAGCUUGCUGGAACCAUGAACAGGAUUGCUCCAUAUGGCAACAUUUCACUGUGUUUCACUUGCUUUUCUCUAAAUUUUGUAAACAAUUUUCUUUCUUCAGUUUUCCUCUCUUUGUUGUUACCUAGGUAGUUGCCUACAUUUUGGAAAGGAAUGCAUGUUUAUUACCUGCCUACUUUGCGGUUACAGAGAUCCGAAAGUUGUAUCCCGAAGGAAAACUUCCACAUUGGGUAAGGCUUAAGAUAUAUAUUUAAAAGGACAAAAUGCCUUCAUUUCCUUAUGGGAAAUGGGACCAUAAGGAGUAGUAUGGGACCAGUUUAUUACAAAAGGGAAACGACAUCUAGGUUCAGUGUGCCAAGUUCUUACUUGGCAUGCAGCAUAGCCCUUGAUCAAAAGGAUUUCAUCACCAUCACAAAUACGCACCUCAGAUGUUUUAUCCAGGCAAGCUUAGUCUCAGACCAGUCGCUCCUUGAGACUUACUGUAGAGCAUCCUAGAACGAUUGUACUGUAAAGGAAACUACAGAAAUGCUUUGCAUUUCUUAUUUCACUGCAUCUUCAUUUUGUGAAGAAUAGGUCCUUUAUUUACCAUAAAAAAUUUUGUGUGUGUCUGUCAUUUCCUUUUUAUAAUCCUAUUAUCUGAUGUUGCACGCAAGAGUUCUCCCCUUAUGCAUGUUUGCUGAUUGCUCUUGUUUGUUUAUCUUCCUUUGUACACAGGAAAGGACAGUGGAGGUUCAUAACGUGAAGAGAUUUAGUUAAUGUUGUUGUUGACAUUUGAAAGGAGGCAGGCUAAAGACUGCUUUGCCCUUUUUUGGAUAACGUAACAGUUAGUGGCUGAAGCCAGUUUUGCUGAUCUAGUUCUUAAUUCAAAUUAUGAUAACUUACUGGUGAAUAUUUGUAGCAUUUGGAUUAAUCUCAUAGUACUGGUUAAAGUAAUUUGCUUGUUGGGUGCAAAUUCAACUGGGUAUUUGACUUCCAGUUUUAUUUAUUUAUUUUUUAAGUUGUUAGGCAACCUAGUAUCGGACUUCGUGGAUUCCUUCAGACCUACAGCGAGAAUAAAUUCCAUCUGUGGUAAGAGUUUCUAAAUAUAGCAAUGUACUGUUAGCUUUGUUGGCAGCAGGUGAAGGAUCUAAUGUGCAAUUUCUAGCCCAUAAUGUUUAAAUACAGAUAGCCUGUCUGAUGAUUAGUUAGAUGUGCCACUGAUUCCUGCGUGCCCUUAAUCUGCCUCUUGGUGGUCUCUGGGAUCAAGCAUUAUAGUCUGCCCAGCAGAGCAGUGCUCCAAAACUUGAUCAUUGUGGUGAGAACCAGUGUUGACACCACUUGUGCAGUGGUGUCUAGGAGGGCCUUUUACCAACUUCCUCUGGUUCACCAGCUACACCCAGGUUCCUGGCUAAGGAUAGCCUGAUUGCUGUCGCCCAUGCAUUGGUAACCUUGAGGCUGGAUUACUGUAAUGUGCUCUUUGUGGGGCUGUCCUCGGGUCUCAUUCGGGAGGGCCAACCGGUGCUGAAUGCAGCAGCCUGCUUGCUGGUGGGAGCUCCUGGUUGAGAACAAUGAGAAAUUGAGCCUUUACUGUCAUUGGCCCAGUCCUGUAGAACACCCUGCCACUAGAGAUUCAGCUGGCUCCUCCUGUGCCAACUUUCAAAUGUCUGCUGAAAGCAUUUCUAUUCUGCCAGACCUACGCAGACAAUUAAAUACAUCCCCCACGAUGGUCUGCUGCUGUUUGUUUUUAAUUAUAUUUUUUGCCUUUUAACUUGUUUUGAUUUUAUCAUUUGCUCAUCUGUUUUUAUAUUGUUGUAAACGGCUGGUAGUUCUUUACGAUACAGCGGUAUACAAAUAUUUUUUAUAAAAUAAGUAAAUAAACUGAUCUGGGGCUUGAAAAAUGCAGCAUCUGUGGUAACGUCACGCAGAUGCCUAUAGGCAUGGAACAAUCAAAGCCCUAUUACUAGUAUUUCUAUUGUAUACAAAACGAAUUGGCUAACAAUGUCCUAGGGUUUUUAUGCCUUGCAAAUUUAGGGAGAGGUAUACUUUGUGACUCAUGGUUUCUCUCUUUGGUUUCCAAUACAUGUAGGGCGAUGUAGCCUCCUUCCUGUAGUAAAUAACUCUGGUGCUAUUUGCAAUUCAUGGAAGCUGGAUCCUACAACUCUUCGUUUCCCCCUGAAAGGCCUUUUGCCAUAUGAUAAGGUAUAUGUGCAUGUGACAGAUGUGAAAGCCAUAUUUCUAACUUAGAAAUGUGAGGGGGAACAAUUUGUGGAACUUUUUCACAUAGACCGGUUAAGGUGCUGGUGCUUAUGCGAUUUUGAGAAUGCAUUAAAAUGUUCUUGAGGGUUAGACCAUUGAUUGCAUGUUCUGCUUCCUAAAGAAACAUGCAGCUUUUUCUCAGGGUCCUAAAAAGAGAGAGUACGUUAUCAUUGUUGUUUUUCUUCUUGUGAGCUUAUGAAAGCAGGGGUGUGUACCUGAACAUAACCCUGGCUCUGCAAAUGCUCAGAAACUUGUGAGAAAGUGAUCCUUGCGCUGGCAGUAGUAGGGCUGGUAUGGAGCUGGAAUGUUGGCUCCCUAUCAAAGCCUGUUUGGGCUUCUUGCACAAGGCUAUUGAUUUGAACGUGUCAACUAUAUACAGGCAAAUCCAGUAUUCUUGCUUGAUAAAUGUGAUCCCCUGCUUUACUCUAUUGCUGCCAGCUGCUUUCAGAAGCUCCUUGCGCAGUGCACAUCCAAUGAGGGUUCACCCAUAAUAGGAAAUUGCAUUUCUGCCUAGUGAGCAUGCAAGUGUUGCCACCUCAUCUGUUCUUGAUGUCACAGGAGGACUCUGCCAAAGAACAGAACCCUCCUGGAGGGAGUGACUAAUGCUAUCCAGGGAAAAUGGCUCCUGGGGGUGACAUUUCCUUAUAGUUUGGUAGAAAUAGCAGCUGCUCUGGUUCUCUGUUUUGCCCAAACUUCUCACGGAUCCGUACAAGAAACGCUUUGGGGUGUUUAGGUAUUUUGAAAAGUAGCAAGCAAGCCACUGUGAUAGCUAAAAAGUGUUGCACUUUUAUUGUUGCAUAAAUUCAGCAAGGUUGCAUAAAGGUAAGUUGUGUUGGACCACCUUAGCCCCCCCCCCCCAUAUUCACUGUGCCCCAUUGUUUAUAUCUGUCGGCCAGAAAAUCAAGUGGGUCCUUUUCGUACUGUCUCUGUGGUGAAGUUGGAGGUGAUCGAAGGUGUAGCCAAAUAUUCUUAGUGCAUGCUAAUAAGACUGCAAGAAUAAAAUAACCUGCAGGAGUAGAGAGACAGCGAGAAUGUUCAUGCAAGUUGGGAAAUGAAGCCAGUGGUGAUGAAUUCUGAAUCACAGCAGAUGAGUUUCUGCUUCUGUGAAAAGCUUCCAUUCCCACCUAUCUAAAAACGCUGCCAUUUAUUCCCUACUCUUGUAUUGAUAGAUAAUCAUUUGGGCGGGGUUGGUGGAGAAUAGUUAUGGCGAUAACCUGAAAUAAGACUCUUGUUAAGUCUUCGAGCAUUAAAUCACUUACCCCAACUCCUGCCAUCAGAGGGAGCAAUACCUGAAGUAAGAGUCACGCAACACAAAUGUUAGCGGGAAGAAGGGGGCCUGCUCAAUGUCUGUCGCUGGUAAUGCUUUAAUCGGAUGGGGAAUCUUAAUUUCAGCUGUUAAAUGUUUUUGUGUCAAAAGGGUUGGUAUUUGUAUGCCUUUUUGUUUUUGUUUUCAAGGAUCUGUUUGAGCCCCAGACUGCUUUGUUGCGGUAUGUGCUGGAGCAGCCCUAUUCCAGAGAUAUGGUCUGCAAUAUGCUAGGUCUAAACAAGCAGGUACUGUAUUGUGCUGUAAUGCCUUUUGUUUUGCAUAGAACCUGCACUUUUCUUUUCUCUUUUUCUUUGCUAUAGCUAACUAAGCAAAACAGUUGAGGAUCAGAUCAUGAUUCCCCCCCCCACCUUCAGUAUUAUUGCUUUAGGUUAAUUGGGCAUUUUUAUUCCUAUCAUUUAUAUAUUGCUUUAAAGGUUUCAAAAUUGAAAAGUAGAGACUUUAAAUAUAUAUAGACAUAUAUAUAUUGGCAUUGCUUUUUUCCCCUAUAAGGCCAGCCUCAAAUAUACCCUGAACCUAUGGCAGACAAACGUUCCCCUCUUUUUUGGAGGGGUGGCGGCAGUGGUGGUGGUAGAUGUGCUGCUUAGAUCACUAGUCUAUUGAAUUUGUCUGUGAAAUGCCUUGGCAUGUUUUCAUUACCGUCAAUGGUAAUGAAUGGUUUAAUGUUAAACUUAUUUAUUUAUUUAUUUAUUUUACUUUACUCCCCACCCCUUUUUUUCCUUUCUUUUUGCCUUACCAUGUGGGAGGGCCUGGUCUGACUUGGGGUAACUUGAGGCUGGCCUCAUAGUCACUGUUUUGUCUUUUCUUUUUUUCUUUCUUUAUUUUUGUUCUGUCCUGUCUUGUCCUGCCCAUCCUCCAAUGCUCUAGACCUUGAACAUUGCUCAGGUAUGUUCACAACCUUACUGUUGUAUUGUGACUAACGAUACGCUGGCUGCUUUGUAGCCGCUGAUUCCAGUUCGAGAAUACACGUCUGGCCAGGGCUUGAAAUUGGUGGGACCAUCACAUGCUAAGAAACGGUUAACUUCCUAAAAAAAUCUGAGGUUUUAAGAAUGCUGUGUAGUUUUAAAAGGAUCUUAUGAAGCCAGUUCAAUAAUUGGCUUGAGUUGCCCAUGACUUACCCAAACUCUCAUAGUCAAUUUUGUUCCGACUAUAAAAUUUCCUUGCCUAGAAAAGAAAGAAAAACUGUUUGUAUAACAAUGUGAAAGAAAACUCGGUUUGCUAAAUAUUAGCACACUUAAGUAUUUAUGUAAAAAUUCAACUUGACUAGGAAAGGUCAUACUCAGCCUCCAUUUAAAAAACCCCAAUAACUCUUUUAACUUAUAUCUCCAAAUGGGCUGAGCUAAAAAAAAGCAAAGAAAAAAAUUCCUUGGGAAGAUGGACAUAAAUUUACAACUUAUUUAAUACCCACACUAGUCUGCUUAUAUAUUUCAACUUUGACCUCUUUAGUCUUUUCUUUUUAAUUUAACAAGUUUGUCCAAACUGAUAUUUAAGCAAAGUACAAUGGCGUUGGUGUUUGCAAUACUAUAGUGAAGGUUGUGUCAGUGUUUUCAUUUUAUAAAAAAACUCAUUUCAGGGAUUGUACUUGACCAUAACAUUUGCUUGAUGCUAAAACUUUGGUUAUUACUUAAAAACAACAAUGUUUUAGACUUAGAUUUGCUGUAUGUUGAUUUUGCAAAGAAAUUAUAAAGUAGUAUUCCACUUUAAAAUAAUACAGCUAUUUAAUAUAGUGUUGUUUGUUAAACUUAAAAAAAAAGCUUUGGUGAAUGGUACAGUGUCAGUUGUGGCGUUAAUGCUUAAAAUGAUUAUUUUCACAGCUAAGCUUUUAUUGAGAUAGAAAUGAAUAUUUUUAUAAGUUGCUUCUUUAAUGCUAAAUUGUAAAAUAAUCUGUACCACUGGAAUUGCCCAAGCACGUGGAGCUGUCUAAUUUGUGGCUUCCUGGCAUAUUUCUGCUGCACAGCCAUGAAUAUUCAGAAAUGUACAACUCUCCUUCAUCCUUUUAUAAUGCUUAGCAUUGCACAACUGGGUGUAUGCAAACAAGUUUGUUGCAUAAAGUAUGAAUUGGACCUUAAAGCUGGAAAAGCUGAGGCCAAAUCCCUUGAUGAAUUUAACUGGGUGACCUUGGUUAAGCCACUGCGUUUCAACUUCACUUCCUUAUCUGUUAAAUAACUCCCUGCUUUACUUAAUUGCUGAAUUCAUCUUUACCAAAUAUAAAUGUUGCAAAGCACAUUAAAGCCCCUGUCUUGUACCCAAAUAUGUUGGGUUCCUAAUGUGGCAUAUUGGAGCCCCAUUUUCCUUGCCAAAGCACACACUACAGCAUCACAACAGGCUCUUACGAAGAAUCAAGAGUUCUCUGUGCAUGUCCUGUACCUCUGUUCACUUUUCUUCCCCCUCUGCUUGGCCAAGGAAGGUUACACAGGAGAAAACUGAGCUCUGCAAGUAUACUUAGCUCCUCGCUGCAAUUGUGAAAUUAAAAUAUUGUCCGGUUCCACCUUCUGCCUCUUUCACCUCUACUCUAAGCCUCCCAAUAGACAAAUGUUUAUAAAAUAAGACUAAAUAUUUAGUGGCUUAAUUUUUUAACAUCAUCAACUUCACAAUAGUAGGUUUAGAAAUCACCAUUUCGAUCCAUUUUACAUAUGUACCUUUUUAAGUACAUUGAAAGAUCAAGAUUGGGAGAAAUAAUUUCUACCUCCAGCAUACAGUUCAACUCAGAGCAAACUUUUAUGGCCAAGUAACAAAACUUUGAAAUUCAUGGUUUUUUAAUGGAAAUGCUGACAAACUAUGAAUUGUAGGUGUGCUGCCAUAAUAACAACAGUCUGUGAACUUUUUUUUUUUUGUUCAUUUGUCAGUAAAAAAAGCAUGAAAGGGUUGUGUGUGACAUUGCUUGGUUGGAAUUCAAGGCUAAUGCUGCAAAUGAUAUCAAAUGAUCAAUACUGAAACUGUGCAAGUUUGUUUUAUUGUAGAUUAAUCUGCUAGGAAAUCUGUAUUCCCUGAAAACUUCGGCAAUUAAGACCUUGGCUUUGCAUUACAAUGUCAACUGCCUACAGCUCCAUCAAAAAUUUACUUGUGACUCAAAAAUGAUUAAAUAGAAUCAAGCUUCACACAUACAUCUCCAACUAACAUUUAUGUGUUGGACUUGACCCCAUUUUGCAUUGGGGCCUUUACCAUGAGAUCAGUUAUAAACAGAUGGCGUGAAUAGUGUAGUGCUACAAUAACACAGUUUCUGCAAUGAAGUGUGCUGUCAGCAGGAGCGCUUCCCUGCUCUUUAUGCUGUCCUCCUGGGCCCCGUUCCUCCUGUGUUUCUGUUGCUGCUGCUCCUCUCUUUAAUUUCCUUUCGUAUCUUCAGAAAAAAAUCCCUCUAUGGUUCCUCUUUAGGCAACUGUUAUCAGGAGAUGUCUCCUAUGAUAUCCGUAAUCCGCCCAUAGUUGUGACCUUCACACCUACCCAGCUCAUUUGAAUGAGGGUUCCUUUACAACCCUCCAAUAUCCAAAUAGGGAUGCUGACUCCUUAAGAACAAAUGUUUUGAAGUAAGGGGACUCCCUUUCAAACAGCAUUUUUGUAAUUGAGAAUUUUUAAAAAUCAGCACAAAGUUAGCACUGAGCACUACAUCUAGUCUAAAUAAUUCCAAUGGCUCCAUCCUCUCCCAUGCUUUUCAACUUCUAUAUGAAGCCGCAGGGAGAGAUCAUCAGGGGAUCUGGACUGGAUGUUCCCCACUAUGAUACCCAGCUCUACCUCUCGUUUAAAUCUGAACCAGUGAGGGCGGUAAAUGACCUGUAUGAGUGUCUGGAGGUGGUUGGAAGAUGGAUGCUGGUUAACUAAUUAAGGCUGAAUCCCAACAAGAUAGAACUACUGUUUCUGGUGGGCAGUUGUGGGUGGCUCCCUGGUUCUGAAUGGGUUAACUGUGCCCCUGAAGGACCAGGUACACAGACUUGGGGUCAUUUUGGACUCAUAACUGUCCAUAGAAGCACAGGUUAAUUCUGUGUCCAGGAUGGCAGUCUACUAGCUCCAUGUGGUACUGCAGCUGAGACCCAACCUGCCUGUCUCACCAGGAUGAUUAUCUCCCACUUGGACUACUGCAAUGUGCUGUAUGUGGGGCUAUCGUUGAAGGUGACUCAGAAACUGCUACUAAUCAAGAAUGCGGGAGCUGGGCUGGUGACUGGGAUUGACCAUGGGGACCAUAGAACACUGGUCCUAAAAAAUCUACAUUGGCUCCCAGUACGUUUCUGAGCACAAUUUAAAGUGUUGGUGUUGACCUUUAAAGCCCUAAACUGCCUCAGCAUCUCCACCCCCAUCAUUUAACCCAGACACUGAUCCAACUCCAAGGGUCUUCUGGCGGUUCCCUCGCUGCAAGAAGUGAAGUUAACAGGGAACUGGGUAGAGAGCCUUCUUGGUAGUGGUGCUCGUCCUGUGGAACAAUCUCCUGUCAGAUGUCAAAUAGAUAAAUAACUCAGAUUUUUAUAACUAUACACUUGUGUUGUAUGAGCAAAAGUGUCCCUGUGAGGUGCUCAAGAGUCAGUAAACAUACUGAUCUGUGGAAUGGUGGGUACUGUGCAAGAAAGUCAUGCUAGUACAGUAGUAUUUGCUGUGCACAAUUGCUUGCUGCGCACUGUUAUGUGUGCAUACUGAUUCUCCUAGAGCCAGUGUGGUGUAGUGGUUAAGAGCGGUAGUCUCGUAAUCUGGUUCGCGUCUCCGCUCCUCCACAUGCAGCUGCUGGGUGACCUUGGGCUAGUCACACUUCUUUGAAGUCUCUCAGCCCCACUCACCUCACACAGUGUUUGUUGUGGGGGAGGAAGGGAAAGGAGAAUGUUAGCCGCUUUGAGACUCCUUAAAGGGAGUGAAAGGUGGGAUAUAAAAUCCAAACUCCUCUUCUUCUUCUUCUCCUAGUCUGUAGGUGCAUUUGGGCAUUUAUAGCAUUGCAGCAGCAUUUCUCUGAGAAAGCCCUUUUCCAAUUGGUUCCAGAAGUGCUGGUAUUGUACAUCAUAACAACAUUUCUCAGUCUUCACUAGUGUAGAAACAGAAUGAGCAAGGGUUGGAUGUGUUCCAAGAUGGAGGAAGGAAAAAAUCUGUUCCUAGGCAAUCCAAAUUCUGUGCCAAGAAAUGCUGGAUUCUGAAAGCAAAUUUGCAUAAUUUCUCUUCUUUAAUGUGCAAUUAUGCUGUGUUACAGAUAAACGUAAGCUCUUAGCAGCCAGACCUUUCUGGCUGCUACGAUUUCAUUAAGCAUUGUCUUCACCAGGUAUUGGGAAGCUUCCAUCUUCCACUGCUGCUGGAAUUGAACUUCCAUCAGGCCCAGUCAGUAUGACUAAUGAUGGAUGAUAGAAGAGGCCGUGUGUGGAGGGCCACAGGUCACCCAUCUUGGUCUACACACUUCCAAGCAUCACAGCCCACAUGAGUUUCCUUCAGCCGAUGUGGAAGUGCCCAGUUUGGGGUUGAGCAGAGAGAGUCAGAGAACUUCCCCCAUUGGAGAAAAAUUGAAGAAUUUGCUUAGGGCCAAACUGGACUUCAUGUGAAAUAUAUAUUUGGAUUGAGCGCAUGCACAUUAUUAACAUGCAGAUGGUAGUCACUGGGGAAGCUGCUGGUUAUCCAGAUUGCAUCAGGUGGGGGUGGGGAUGUAAACUCUUUCCACCCAUUGGCAUUGGCACCAAUGGGGGACUUUCUCCAUUGCACUUGUGUCAGGAUCACAGCAGGGGAGAAAAGGAUCUCCCCCACCCCACAUAUGCUUGUGCUUCUGUUGCAUUGGGAGCAAUAAAUACCACUCGCCCUCUGAUUUGGGGACAGGAGAUGCACAACAUGACUCAAGGACCAUGACUAAAUGUGAUCUCAGUGCCCACAACUUUGAAGGGGAGAUCAGUUUUUGUUCUUCCCUUACAUCCAUUCUGCUUGAGCCCAUUUGAUAAUUGAGCCUGCUGCUUUCUACAUAUUCCAUCCCACAGUUCCAUUUCCUGGUCAAGUUAAGAGUGUUAUAGAAAGCAAAAACUGACCUUUAUAGUUCCUUCUGAAUCACUUCAAAAAUAUAAUUGCAUUCGUGAAUUUAUUGUCGUUAGAAACCUGCAUUAACUGACAGUUGUUUCCUCUUAAAUAACUUAAUUCAAAACUGACACAGGUUUGCACUCUUGGGCUCUUGGAAAUUUGCCCCCCUCUCUACCAAAUUCUAGUGAAUUUCAAGCCCUGUACACAGUAGUUUUGCAUGCUGUAUCAUGAAAUAGUUUGUAGUACUGUCUGUUGCAUUCUGCUCUGCUUCAUAAUUAGUUGCAUUUGGGGGAAAAAAGUAUUCUCAACUGGUGGUGUUAAUAUUGCUCUUUGUAAAUCUGUAACGUGGUUGAUCUGUGAUAAUGGCAUUGUGUUUUUUUGAAAGAGAGGGUCAAAAGCAACUAAUGUCCUUUGGAUUGGAAGUAUUCCGUUUUUAAGCAUGCUUCAAGAAAGCACAGCUAGAUUUGUAGCUUUUGGCAAUAUUGAGCUGGCAAAGAGCAUGUGAAGGAGAGAGUGCUGUUCUCAGAGUUUGUCCAAAGUUUUGUCAUUCUUGCAUUGUAUUGUUAAAUUGAAAUCAUAAUCCCUUUUUCAUGGCAAAAAGCUAUCCACAUUGUUAAGCACAGAAUAAGUAUCUGUUUCCAGCAACCUUGGGAUUUUUUUCUCUGUUUGUCUUUUUUUAAAAAAAUUCGGAAGGUUUUCUUUUAGACUGCCUGUUAAUCCAAGAAACCAUUUGUUAAGAGGAGCACUGAAAUGUGUUGAGUAAAUCGUAUUUGGGUAUCAUAGCACAUUUCUCACGAAACGGAAAACAAAUAAUGAAUUCUCUCUCUUUUUUGCCUCUAGAAAGGGACAAGGCAUCUUCAUGAUUAGAUUCUGAGCAGCUCCGUACCUUUUCUGUAUUAUCUUUUAAAAAUAAUACUUAUUUUCUUUUUAUUAAGGCUGUGUUAUGUUACAGGUUCACUAUGUGAAACUCUGAAAUUCCAUAAUAUAUACAGAAAUGACUCAGUAACUUCAAUAGUAGUGCCUAGAAUGUACAGUUUCUUCCAGCUGCUUGUAAAGAAUUGGCUUCAUGCUGUACCACUGUGGAAUGUUCCAAUUAUGCGCAUUAUGAAGUCUAAAUAGGGGAAGAUCAAAAUGAAAGGGGUCUGGCAGUUUGCAAAACAUCCAAGCACACAAACAGAAGAAAGUGUACAGCUAAACAGGUGCACCACUGGAAUAGGAAUUGGUAUUCCCACAUAAUGACUGUUCAAGCUGUGUUAAUAAGAUGAGAUAUGAACAAGCUUUUUGCCAGUAUGCACUUUUCCAUUUUGUAGCAUGAACAAACAAUCCAGGUAUUCUUCAAGCAACCAUAGUUUCCCAUUUCAUCUCAAUGAAACUAUAGGUUGAAGUUCAUAUCAGGAUAUUAAUUUCCAGAGCUGGUAACCGUAGCUUCCUGGUUUGGAUGAAAUGAGAAACUCUUGUUUAUUAGAGGCUCCCUGGUUUGAUUGCUCACACUGUGAAAAGAGGAAUGAAUGGGUUCUGUGCACAAGCAAAAGGCUUAUUAUGUUGUUCUGAGGUUUUGUAAUCGGUUUCUUCAUGCGUAGCACCAAACCAUGGCUUGGCAAUAUAUGGCUGAGCCUCACAUUCACAUGCUCUCUUUCACAAACUCCACUUAAUUAGUUACUUUCUGAAUUGUGGAAAACCAUAGUUUAACCUCCGUGUGAGGAGGUAGAACACACAAGGACAGAGCUCUGUCUUGUAAUCCAAACUAUGGUUUGAUGGUAUAUUUGAACUGACCCCAUAACUUGAGUGUACCUGAAUUGUUAAGGUGUCAGGAACUGCCACACUGCAGUCCAUUAACUGCGGAAGGGUCCAAGUCCAUUGUAUUAUUUUAGUCUUCACACUGUAGCUUCCGGGGCUGAAAACAUACUCUUAUAUGAAAAACAUACUCUUACACGGUGUUUUUAGAUAUUUGUUGGCUCCAUAAACAAUUGUGCCUAGGUAAGAACGGAUAUAACAAGUAGUCUAUUAUUUUUUAUUUAAAAAAUAUUAUGACCUGUAACAUCAGACAGUUUUAAUGUUUUGGCUUAUCUUGUAAAGCUUUAUGUUCAGAUCCCAUUUCAUGCUUCCCAGACUUACAUUAAAGUAACUGUACUGAAAUGGCAGAGUUAAAAUGAUGGAUGCUAGACUGUGGAAUACUUUAUCUGGUUUCUGCUUUGCAGCACAAACAGCGAUGCCCUGUGCUGGAGGACCAGCUGGUGGAUCUUGUGGUCUAUGCCAUGGAGCGGUCAGAGACAGAGGAGAAAUUCGAUGACGGGGGAACCAGCCAGUUGUUGUGGCAGCACCUUUCCAGCCAGCUUAUCUUCUUUGUACUUUUCCAGUUUGCAAGCUUCCCUCACAUGGUCCUGUCUCUCCAUCAAAAGGUAGAUUACCUACCACUAGCAACAAUAAAGAGUAGACGGGUUAUCCCUUAACCUUCAUGAAAUUAGCUCCUGCCCUGCCCACUCAUAGUUUCAUCUGCUUCCAUGCCCCAAAACCAGCACCAGCCCUGAGACCUAUGGGUAUAGCGUGGUAUACAAAUUUAACAAAGAAAAUAAAUAAUAAAUUGGUGUGUAGGUGUGUGGACAGAUUUGCCAUUCUGCUGCUGCACAUGGUGAACUAUGAUUAAGGAAGAAGCCUAGCAAUGAAUAUUUGUUGCUACAAGAGAAAUGAGAUGCAAAAUACAGUCGUACCUUGGAUCCCGAACGCCUUGCAACUCGAACGUUUUGGCUCCUGAAUGCCACAAACCUGGAAGUGAGUGUUCCAGUUGGCAAACGUUCUUUGGAAGCCGAACGUCCAAUACAGCUUCUGAUUGAGUGCAGGAAGCUCAUGCAGCCAAUCAAAAGCUGUGCCUUGGUUGUUGACCAUUUUCGGAAGUUGAACGGACCUCUGGAAUGGAUUCUGUUCAACCACCAAGGUACGAAUGUACCCUGAGGAAAUUUUGAUGUGUUACCCUCACUUUCAGAGUCUGUCCAGGUGAAACUGAGCAAUUUGAACAGUCAGCUUCAUUUUUGUAUUGCUUAUAUAUGAGAGAGGCAGCUCUCCUUUUGAAAGUAUGUAUUAACUGUCUUAUAAAAAAAGAAAAUGGCAGCAGACACCUUUCAAAUUUCUGUUAUUUGCUGACUUAAAAAUAUUAGUCACAAGUCUUUGUGUGCCUAUGUUAUAUAAUUCUAAUGCACCGACUGGUCAUUAGCUCAUGGCAUCUUGCAGAAAGGUGAGAGUGUGCAUUAUUUCCCAAGUGAAAGUACAUAUUUUAUAGAAAAUUAGAACAGAUGUUCAGUGUUACAGUUCUUGUCUUGGAGUGUGGACUUGCUGCUCAGUGUAUCUUUUUUACAGUUAGCAGGACGAGGCCUAAUCAAAGGCAGAGACCAUCUGAUGUGGGUAUUAUUACAGUUCAUCUCUGGAAGCAUUCAGAAAAAUGCAUUAGCAGACUUCCUCCCUGUUAUGAAGCUUUUUGACCUCCUCUACCCAGAGAAGGAAGUGAGUCUUCUAUGUGAAAUACGUUUAUUAUGAUUUACUACUCAUAUUUCCCCUGAAAAGACACCCCCCAGCAAAUAAAACAAGUCUUUUCUUAAAAUGUCUUACAGUCCCCAAGAAUGCGACAGUUGAAAGGAAAGGGGAAAAGAAGAGAUUUGGGAACAAGAAUAUGGGAAAUACUGAUUUGCUCAAAUUUGAGAUAGUAAAACAUGCAGCUUUCUAUAUUUUGUGUAAUGAAAUUAAGAAGUAACUGAAACGGAAUAAAUUUGGAGACAUGAGAUAGUAAAAAGCAAGAUCUGUCAAGAGAAACAAUGAUGCAUGGAAGAAGAAUAUUGACAUAUUAACAGAAACCCAAGAUCAGGGGUCAGCAAACUUAAGGCCCACGGGCCGGAUCAGGCCCAAUUGCCCUCUGGAUCUGGCCCAUGGAUGGUUCUGGAGUUGCCGCUUGGAUUGACGCGAUUACCAUUUUUUUAAAAAAAAAAAUUUGGGCGCAUUUUUUUUCACAAUUUCCCCCUCCCUCACACACACCGCAGCAGCCCCUCCUCCCUCCCUCUUCCUGGCUUCUCCCCGCCCUGUGGAGGAAGGGGGCUGGGCUUUAAUAGGAAGCCUCACCGCCUGCCUGGGGAAAGCUGGCACGGAAAGGAGAGGAGCCGCCACCACCACCAGUUCCCAACCGCAGGCAGAGCGGCAGAGAAGGUAGGCAGGGGGAGGGGAGGGCUGGGGAUGAGAGAGAAGCCCCCUCCGCUGCGUGUGCACGCGCACAGUCCGGCCCACCAAAAGGACUGGGGGACAGUGAACCAGCCCCCUCCCAAAAAACUUUACUGACCCCUGCCCAAGAUUGUAACACAAAAUCAAAAAGGGAGGAGGAACAUAAACAGUUCGAUACAAUGCCUAUGAGCAGAUAAGACAGUAUGAUGCCUGUAAGAAUAACAAAUAAAGUGAUGAGGGAUCAAAAUGAGAUUGGAACAAGGUUUAGAAGAGAUUUCUUUUGCUGAUGCUCCAGCUACUCACAGUCCUGGAAACUACAGACCCUGGCUAUGUGUUAACCAUGAGCAGCCACCUUACGUUUUGGCCAGCUCAGAAUAAUGACCCUAAAGCAGAACUUUCCAAACUUUUCAUGUUGGUAACACAGUAAUUCAGUUUUACUAGCAAACCAGAGGUUAAACUAACCCCUUUCCAGCCCCAGGAGGAGUAUGGGGAGCAUUUGUGCAACACACCUACACACUGCAGCCGAUACACUAACGUGUCGCGACACACAAUUUGGAAAGUUCUGACCUAAAGGACUGCCUUCUCCUUUACAACCCUGGCAUCUUGCUAAGCUCAGUAUUGGUGUCCUUCCUGCAUGUUUACCCCCACCCCCACCAAAAAAAAUUAUAUCUGGUUGGGAAAUAGCCUUCUCCAUAGCUGUGAUUUGCCCCUCAUUAGCUGUUUUUUGCCAUAUAAAGACCUUCCUUUUUAGGAAGCCCAUUGAAUUUUUAUGUAUUAACUCUGCUGGAAACUCUUUUAAUUGGGUGUUUUGAACUGUACGAUUUGCUCUGCUGCUUUUCUUUUUUUGGUGUGUGUGUGUUGGGUUUUGUUUUUUUACAUAUCAUUGUUCUUUGGUUUUAUUGUUAAGGCUCAUUGAAGUUUUUGAGCAAAGGUGAGAUAAAAAUGGUUUGGAUAAUUGCCAGCCUAUAUAAAAAAAAAUCUGCAGCCUAGCUAGGAUGUGAAUAGCUUACACAGAAGAGAAAUUCUUUGACAAUGUUAAUCCCCACCCCCACCCCCGCCUCAAGCCAGGACGUGUGCUUUUAUUUCUGUGUUUGCAUGUGAAUUCUCAUUGUUGCUUUUAAUGUAAGAUAUGCCAGUCCUGUUACUUUGUUUUAUGCCAAUCUACAUGCAACAUUUCAGUUCUUUUAACUGUGGUGCGUUAGAGAAAGUGGUUUCAGCUUUGGGGUAUUUAUCUACUGAUUUACAAGAGAAUUCCUUUAUUGAUGUGAAGACUCCUAAGAGUCAAACUGGGAUUCACCAAGUCUAAAUGCCUUGUUGUAUGACAGCCAGUAGAAUUUAAUUUCAUGUUUCUUCUUUCCUCAGUGUAUUCCUGUACCUGAUAUCAACAAGCCCCAAUCAACACACGCUUUUGCAAUGACCUGUAUCUGGAUACAUCUGAACAGGAAGGCUCACAGUGACAAUUCUAAGCUACAAAUUCCAAUUCCUCAUUCUCUCAAGCUUCACCAUGAGUAAUUGCUUUCUAUAUAAUACCUCUUUUCAAUUGUAUAGCAGACUCUUAUAGCUGACAGUUAACAAAUAGUAUCUUAUGUUGUGUGAUCCCUGGUCAAGUGUGCUUGCCACACCUUUGCUGUAGCUACUGCAUUGUCAUCAGCAUCAUCAGCAUCAUCAUCAUAAUUAGUAGUAUUUUAGUAUUAGUAUGCUGCCCAUCUGACUGAGUUGCCCCAGCCACUCUGGGCGGCCCCCAGCAGAAUAAUAAAAACACAGUAAAACAUCAAACUUUAAAAACUUCCCUGUACAGGGCUGCCUUCAGAUGUCUUCUUAAAGUCAGAUAGUUGUUUAUUUCUUUGACAUCUGAUGGAAGGGCGUUCCACAGGGCAUACGCCACAACCAAGAAGGCCCUCUGCCACCUCACUUUUCACAGUGAAGGAACCAGCAGAAGGCAGACCUCAGUGUCCAGGCUGAACAAUGUUGAUGGAGACGCUCCUUCAGGUAUACAGGGCCAAGGCCAUUUAGGGCUUUAGAGGUCAGCACCAACAAUUUGAAUUGCACUCAGAAAUGUACUGGGACGUCUUAGACCCAGAGUCUCUCUUUUCCUGAUAACUUGCAUCCUCCCAAAUCUUACUCCAGCUCUGCUUCAUGUUACCUUGCUCACUUGUCUUCCUUAUUGUUUACUUAUGCAGCAGCAUUCACACAAUUGCCGUUUUGUGAAGUUACCUAGGUGACUUCCUGAAGGAGCUUAAUAUUUAAAAGUUGACAGGGUAAGGAAUAGAGAACGGUAACAAACACAGCAGAGAAUGGAGAGAGGCAAGGGCGAUAAAAGAUGAAUGUUUUGUUUAUUAUAGUCAUGUGCAGAAUUUCUGUACUUCUUUCCCAUAAAAAGACACCUCAGACAGUUUGCAUUAAAAGCCAUUAAAAACACACUGUGGAAGUCAGUUUAAUUAUGAUAAAUGAAACCACUGCAGCAAAAAGUAACAAGUGAACAGAAGCAUCACCAGAGAAGUGGUAAAACUCAACAGGAAAAUAGGAAGGGGCUUUGAGUUACUAAUUAGCUUAUGCUGCUUAUCCAACUGGGUUGUCUAGGCACUUCACAGCAUGUUAAAUUGCAGAAACAAUUGGCAUUCCCAUAAUCAAAGACCUGGUGGAAAAGAAAAGGCUUUACACAGCAGAGAUAUAGAUUUCCUCUGUAAUACCUAGAAUGAGAUUGAUGGGUUGUUGUUUUUUAGAGUUAGGAUGCAACUCUACCAUCAGAUGCAAACUUCCGUUGCUCAGGCAUUUCUGGGACAGUCACUCUUUUCCUUUUCAUUUAACUUCCCCGCAGAUUCCUGCAACAGAGUCUAAGAAAUAAAAGUUUGCAGAUGAAUGACUACAAGAUUGCCCUGUUGUGCAAUGCUUAUUCCACCAAUUCAGAAUGCUUCACGUUGCCUAUGGGUGUUCUAGUGGAAACUAUUUACGGAAAUGGCAACAUGAGAAUACCUCUCCCAGGAACCAAUUGUAUGGCUUCAGGAUCCAUCACACCUUUGCCAAUGAACCUCUUGGAUUCACUGACGGUUCAUGCCAAGAUGAGGUAGAGUAUGCUCAGUAUCUGAAAGUUACAGAAGAGUCAAGUGUGUGUAUUGCAGUGCAGAAGAUCUGUAUUCUCAGAAAACUAACUUCAACCAAAUGGCUUUGAAAAUAACAUGGUUUCUUUUUCUCCCCAGCCUCAUUCACAGCAUAGCUACCAGAGUGAUCAAACUGGCCCAUGCGAAAUCUAGCUUAGCCUUGGCUCCAGCCCUUGUGGAAACAUAUAGUCGCUUGCUGGUUUAUAUGGAAAUAGAAUCCCUAGGCAUCAAAGGUUUUAUAAGUAAGAAAUCUUGUUUGAUUGAUUUUUUUAAAAUGUCAACAGAUAUGGUUGAAAUUUGGGCCUCUGCUGCCAAAUUAAUAUACAUAAACAUCCCUGGCUUGGGCUGCCCUUUGCAUACUCCAAAGUGCUUACACUUUUGGGCCCUGCAUAAUGUAAAUUGAUACAUACAUCUGUGCAAUCUAGUUCAGGACCAAGAUCCAGUUAUUAUAACUUUUGUUUAGAUGUAUGUUAAGUUAUUUUGCAGACAUUCUCUAUCUGGCAUGAUAACUUUAAAUUAUUUUCUAAUACAUGAUACCAUCUCAAAGAAAAAUCUGAGAUUAAAAAAAAUAAAUAGCAUGCAUAUUAUAAUAAUACAUAUAGUAUUUUCCUGAAUAGCCAAAGCACUUUUAUCUCACCCAUUCUAAUGAUAUGUGUAAGACAGAAACAAUAGUAUUAUCCUUAAUUACUGAUAGGGGACUCGGGAUAAAAAGGGAAUGGCUUGCUUGGCACCACCCAGUUAGUUUGUUGAUAAGCUAGGAUUUGAACUGAGAACGAAUCAGCUCAGCACUAUGCACUAUACUGAAGGAAAUUUAUCUUGUUAUUUUUAUUGUUGCUUUUAUUAACAUACUUAUCCCACACUUCUUCCAAGGAACCCAAGUAACAUGCAGGCUUUAACCUCACAGUUAACCCCACAGUUAACCCUGCUGGGUUUGCCCAAGUCCAAUCUGUGAUUUCAGGGUUAUCAGCAAAGUAUUUUAUAAAAGGAUGCCAUAUUUCAAGAAAAUCGUCUACAUCAUUUGUAUUACUCAAUGCAUGUAAUAUCUUCUUUAAAGAAGAGAUGACAAGCAUUGAAUAAUAGGGACUCCUGCUUUAAGCUCCUGUUCAGGCAGCCAUUAUAUGAAUGAAUAAUGUAGUAUUCUGCGUAAUUGCAUAAUAGUGGAUACCUAUUCUACCUGAACGUUGCUAAGAUCUAAUUAUGUGGUAUAUAUUGUCAAUGCCAUAAGGGCUAAAAAAAAAAAGGAAAAGGAAAAAAGAAACAUGCCUGAACUUGCCUGAUUCUAUUUGUGCCUGUAAGAAAAAUAUAUUCCUCUGAAUGUUUCACUGAAAAAAUAGUUGAUUUCAUAUUUUUCUUUUCAGGCCAACUGCUACCCACUGUUUUUAAGUCUCACGCUUGGGGAAUCUUGCAUACUCUCCUGGAGAUGUUCAGCUAUCGCAUGCACCAUAUCCAACCUCAUUACAGAGUCCAGCUGCUCAGUAACCUUCAUUCCUUAGCCGCUGUGGCACAGACUAAUCAGAACCAGCUUCAUCUGUGGUAAGUGUUGCUACUGUAAAUCUAUUUCUGCUUUGGAAGCAUCACACAGAGCAGAAAGCCAUGGAAGAGGGAUUUGGUCAAAAAUGUUUCUUGGCCAAAAGAUGAUUCGAACACUACAGAACCAACUUUGGCCACAGAGAAGAGAAAGGUGAACCAUGUGCCCAGGUUCAGGCAACACGCUAAGAUAAAAGGUUGGCUUAGCUCAGUGCAGAGCAAGAAUAAGCAAGAUUAGAGAGAAGUGCUGCUGCGAGCUCCUCUUUGGGGAGCCCACAAGUGUGCGCAAUCAUGGUACGCGUACCGAGUCAUGCAAACCAGGCCAAUAUGAAAUAUGGGUAGUCAGUUCAGGGCGAACUCAUGUAAAGUGCAAAACUGAAAACUCAAAUCUUGUGAUUAUCAAGUCAAAUGAAUCUUGCCAUGCUUCCUGAAAUAAUGCUUGAAGCAAGGUGUUUCCUGCUUUGAUUUCCUGCAAUUAUCAUUAAAACCCCCAUUUCUCCCUGAAAACAUAGCUAACAUAUUCUCCUUAUAGUGUUGAAAGCACUGCUCUACGACUGAUUACUGCUUUGGGUAGCUCUGAGGUCCAGCCACAAUUCACCCGCUUCCUUAAUGAACCCAAGACAGUCCUUUCAGCAGAAUCGGAGGAACUUAACAGAGCGCUUAUUUUGACUCUAGCAAGAGCAACACAUGUCACAGGUAACAGUCAUUAUCUCUCAGUUUUACAGAUGGUUUUGAAUAAAUAUAUCAAAGGAAAGCACAAGAUGUGAGCAUUAAUACAGUACUGUGCGCUAAAAAAUUUUUUUUACAAGUCUUGAAUUCUUUAUGCUUUCACUGCAUUGUUACAAUGCUUGAAGGAGUGAACUAUUAUGAGGCCACAGCUAGCCUCACAUAUUACCCCCGCUUCCAUCGUAGUCACAAUAGGUUUAGAAGCUUUCAGAUCCACUUUAAACUAAUCAAUGCUUGCCAUGAUCUCUUAACCUGGACAAACUAUAGUUAUGUAAAAUAAGCCACCUUCAAACUAUAGUUUAUGAAGCUGGCUUGUUUUCUCUGACCAUAGCUAAGAUUAACCACAGUUUAGAAUUGAAAUAUAAUGCUGAACUCUGGUUAAUCUAAAAGAGAGUCUAGUCAGAAUGAAUUAUUAAAUCUGGAAAAGGAAACCCGUGGAGGUCUUGAAUUGUUAAAAUUAUACUACCAGUAAUAAUGCAUAUAGCAUCUGUGGGGAAUAAAGAUGACUAUUGAUCAAUCCACUGUAUUUGUUUUAGCUAUUUAAGUAAGUAAUUACAUUUAGAUGUCUGUCUUUAGAUUUUUUCACAGGGUCGGAUUCCAUUCAGGGCACUUGGUGCAAGGAUAUACUGCAGACUAUCAUGAGCUUUACUCCCCAUAACUGGGCUUCACACACCUUGAGCUGUUUUCCGGCUCCACUUCAGGUAAUUUAAAAAACAAAACCAAGUAUUCAAGUAUGUCUUCACCUUUGAGCAAGUUAGGAUGGAAGAACAUACUGUUUCUCUUACUUUUUGAAAGUCACCUCACAGUAAAACUACGUGAAGGAAGCUUCCCAACAGUGUUUUUUGUAUAUUUUGGAGGGUGAGAUUUAAAGGUUUUAAAGGCGUACAGGUUUAAAGGUUUAAACAAGAAAGCACUAUCAACAAAAUGUACCCCUUAUUAGGGAUUUUUGCAGAAGUCACAUAAUAAAACGUGUGGCAGGUCAUUUUUGCUUUUAGCCUCGUCUGGUGAAAUGAGUAUGAAUUUUGAAUUGCUGCUGCCUUCAUCUGUAUAGAGAAAGCACUGUGUUUCUAAGAAGGCGUUAAGAAAUCAGAAAAAGAAACCAGACGUCACAGGAGCCUAAUACCUUUCUUGGGACCAGCUAAAGCAACGGUGAGGAACCUCCACCCUGUGGGCCUCAUUAGGCCUGGUCACGAGUCCUGAUUUGGCCUCCAAGGCUGUUUCCCCAAACACAUCCACCUGCCCCACACUGGACAUCCUAUGUGAUGUCAGGUAUAGGCAGGUAAAGACAUGGAUGCAAAGAAACAGUCAGGACCUUAAACUGCCUUCUGCAGGGCUCCCUCUCACUAAUAGGAAACCCCACUAGGAUUGGCUAUACAAAGUAGUUCCCCAUCUGGGAUUCCCUAGUGUAGGCACUGAGAGCCAUCACUUUUGAAGUAAGUUUGCAUGCCAUUUGUAUUCAAGAGCUGUUCCCUUUGAAACUGAGCCCCUUUCCAGUUGUCAUCUGAGGUCAUAAUGACAUCAGGGGAGUGAUGGGUGGACGGCCUCAUCCACCUAUUAAAGUUGAGCCACGGGUGUUGGGGGAAAGAAAGGAUUCAGCCUAGCCAUGUCCAGUUCCUCCAUCAUGAAACAGUGAGCUUCAAACUCUCCAGAAGUCGUCUUCAUACUGAAUAGUUAGCGAAAGGGGUUGGAGGAGAGGAAAAAACUGGGCAUGAUGUAGGACCCCUGCAGUCCGCACAUUGUCAGAGACUUGAGAUGAGAUGUGGGAGGCAUUAGACAUAACUGGAUUAGUGUUUGCUAGAUGCAAAAUGAUUACAGGAUGCAAGGUUUCUGAGAUAAUUGUUCCCUCCACAACCCAAUAUUCUAAAAAUAUUUAAUCAGUUACUCAGGCCUGUCUCUGGCACAAAUUGGAACACAUGGCUCCCUUGUGAGAAAGCAAGCCAGAAAAGUGGCAGUCUUUAUAUUGGCAAUGCUGGAGAUUUAGGGGGAAAUCAAGAGGAUCAACUUGGGUGGUAUUAAGAAGUGGCUGGAGCCCCAAAAUUAAGCCCCAUCUUCAGGUAGAAGAUUUUUUCCUCCAGGUUUUUAAGAUCCCACUUCUGAAUGUCUCUGUUAUAGAAGGAGAAUGACUCCCAGUAGUUUGCUUAAUUUCAGAUGAAAUAGGAAUUUUCAGAUCUGACAACGGAUAACAAUUCACUUUAUUUCAGGCAUUCUUCAAACAAAAUAAUGUACCUCAAGAGAGCCGCUUUAACCUGAAGAAAAAUGUGGAAGAGGAGUACCGAAAAUGGAAGUCCAUGAUCAAUGAGAAUGACAUCAUCACCCACUUCUCCAUGCAGGGCUCCCCACCCCUCUUCCUUUGUCUCCUCUGGAAGAUGCUUCUGGAGACUGAUCACAUUAACCAAAUUGGUUACAGGUUAGUUAUUUCAAGAUGGAUUGUUUCUGGCAUAAUAGAUUUGUGCAGAACAUUCUAAGCAGAGGUACAUUUCAGUUAGCACACUAGGAAAAGGAAACAUAUUUUCCAAAGACUGGGGUUUUCUGCAGCUGCCCAGGGUUCAAUGGUUCAUCCCCUAGGCAUUCAUUAUGUAUAAUGUUAAUAGUCUGCUAGGCGUAUCCUGAAAGACCAAAUUCAUUAUCAGUGCAAAUCAAUACAAAGUGGGCUCCUGCAGACCUAUCUACUAACUCCAGAGGAAAUCUAUUUUAGGACAGAAGGGGCUAGAAUCACCACUCUAUUUUUAGUGCAGAUUUUUAUCAGUUCUGCCCUACUUCAUGCAUUUUGAGAGUGAAUGUUCUAAAAAUAGUAGCUCUCUAGUGGUUGGUUGGUUGGUUGGUUGGUUUAUAAUGGCAGCCUUAGGUAGAGUAUCUAUAUUUAACAGUCCACGUUGUUAAAUUAAUUCUGCAUCUGCCACCAUUGCAUUUUCUAUCCUGUUUGUUAGGGUGUUGGAAAGAAUCGGAGCCAGAGCUCUAGUAGCUCAUGUAAGGACAUUUGCAGAUUUCUUGGUAUAUGAAUUUUCCACAUCAGCUGGGGGCCAGCAGCUCAAUAAGUGUAUUGAGAUUCUCAAUGACAUGGUGUGGAAAUACAACAUUGUGACACUGGACAGGUUGAUUUUAUGUUUGGUAAGUAAUGCCACAACAGAGGAUACCUCUUGUAUGACGACCAUAAAACUAAUAGUUCUAAGUUGGUGAGAUUCUGGGGAGUUCCUCACAAUUCCUGAACAAUAAUCGCUGAACGAUUAUGAUACAUCAGCACCUCACUGCUCACUCCUAACUAGGUCAUUUAUGAACAAGUUAAAAAGCUGAUCAUAGGGACAAGUUGCAUUUUUUGUUAGAAAAUUGGUAAUUUCACAUUUGAGUUCUUUAAGUAGUCUAGUGGAUGCUACCUGGACCCAGUGAUUUAUUCAUAUUUUUACAACUAGUUCCCUCAGCUCCUCAGACAAUCUGAGAAAGUACAUUCAGGCACAAGGAUCAACCCCACAUUUUCCACAGUGACAACAGAUGCAAAGAAGAUAUAAUUGUCUCUUUGGUUGUCUCUGUCAUGCCCACUAUAUAUCUUAGAUGUGUUUUCUUUUUAGCUAUUGCUGAUUUUAAUCAUCUUCUGAAUAUUGUUAAAUAUCUGUUUUUAACUGUUUUUAUUGAUAGUUUCAAAGUUUCGUUUUAUAUUUUUGUAAACUGCUUAGAGGUUUUUAACAAUCAAACAAUGCACAAAUUGUGUGAGAUAAAUAGAUAUCCAUGCACUCCUUUAAAACCAACCAUUCCAACUUGCUCAUCUUGGCAUGGAGGCGUCUAGCAUUAGCAUAUAAACGCCUAUGCACAGUGUUGCUCUCUCCAAACAUCUCUGGCUCAUGUGCUACAGAUUUGACUCACAAAUUUAUUUAUUUCCCUCCGUGAGCCACAAAUGUUUAAUUUGUAGUAUUUUGCUGUCCUCUUAGAUGCUUUUUAUCCUCUCCAUUUCAGGCAAUGCGCAGUCAUGAGGGCAACGAAGCCCAAGUGUGCUACUUCAUCAUUCAGUUGCUCUUACUUAAACCUAAUGAUUUCCGAAACCGAGUGAGUGAAUUUGUGAAAGACAACUCCCCAGAGCAUUGGCUGCAGAAUGACUGGCAUACGAAACACAUGUCCUAUCACAAGGUACUUUUGGUUACUUUACUUAGUGGUGAAAUACGUAAAGUUAGAAUAUUGUUUCUAACUUUACCCCUUGUUUCUCAAGGCAUUUAUUAUUUUAUUACUGCAAAUUGCUCAGGGUGUAUGGGGUCCUAGGGGAGGGGGUAGUGCCUCUGCUGGGGGACAUGUCAUGCGAUUUCUGGGGUAGUUUGUCCACCUUGGUCCCCACCCUGCACUCAGCUCUCACCUAGGGCUGCUAAAAGCUGUCAACAUGUGACAGCAGCCACACCCAGGGAGUGGCUUAGAAUGGCUGGUUAUACCAGGUGAGGGUAGCUGAUGGGUCUCAAACCCUGGGUGCUUUAGGGACAAAGACAGGCUCCAACGGAUUGAGUGGACAGGACUAAUAGGGGCCUAAUGGUUGAGAAGGUGGUUUCUGCACGUGCUGUAGAGGGGAGUGAGGGGCAGAUGGGGCUCAUCAACCUGGGAAGGUAGCCCAUCUAGGAGAAGGAAACUCUGAUCCUAAGCUUCUUCUGCCUUGCAAGAUACCUUUGGGAGAAGAAAGGGUUAAGGAGCAAACUAUACACAGAUCCAGAGGGGAGUCCCUCCUUAUGGCAACUCCUGCAGCCAAGCUGGUACCAAACGUAUUGCUCUGUUUUCCUUUGGUCCACAUUAGCCUAGGACCUCCAUGCACACUGCCCAGGCUGGAGGUCACUUCAGUGCUGCUAAUGCAGCAGUUUGACUUCACCGCUGGACAAAUGCUAACAACCGCAAUUUGCUUAAUACCAAGAUUAGUUUUCUUAUGUCUGAGAAAGGCUGGCAGUAUUUCACAUUUGAGCUGGGAGUAUAGUUCGAAAACAGGCAGAUCUUACAGGCAAAGAUACACGCAAAACCAUUUCAAUGCUGGGGAAUAUUAGGGGAGUUGAGGAUACUUGGCCAAUCCUUACCACCUAGAACAGAUCAGGACUAGGAAGGUGUGGUAGCUUUUGUUUCCUGCAUGUGUAGAUAUACCCAGCCACAGUGAACUGCCUCAGAUGUGGGCUUUGAGGCUGAAAUCACCCUAAGGCUUACCUGCUUUCAUCUUACUGCUUCAAAAACCACUUCUCCAGUGGCAAAAACAUGCCUAUUCAUUUUCUUAGGAGCAGCACCCCACCUGAGGUUAGAAAUCUUUAAAAGUCCGUCUAUGAUUUGCUGCCUGUAUGUGUUUCUAAUUACAGAGCUCAGUUUGUGCUAGAGAUUUUGCAGUGAGAUAUGAAUGUAAAGCAACAUUGCUUUUCAAGUGCACAACAGGAUUGUAGCGCGGGGGAGGGGGGAAUCUGCAUUCAGAACAUUUAGAGAAUAAAAUAUUAGGUUUGGAAUGUUACCAAAGCAAGGCAGAUAAAUUAAUAUUUUAAAAAACUUUUCCCUCCACAGAGGUAUCCUGAAAAGUUAUAUUUUGAAGGGUUAGCAGAGCAAGUCAACCCUCCAGUACAAAUCCAGCCCCAGUACUUGCCGAUAUACUUUGGAAAUGUGUGUCUCCGUUUCCUGCCAGUAUUUGACAUUGUGAUUCACAGAUUUCUGGAACUCCUUCCGGUGUCCAAAUCACUGGAGACUUUACUAGAUCAUCUAGGAGGCUUAUACAAAUUCCAUGGUAAGUUUCUUUUUUUCCCCUUUUUCGGUAAAUACCUGAAUUACCAUAUUUUUCGCUCAAUAAGAUGCACCAGACCACAAGACGCACCUAGUUUUUGGAGGAGGAAAACAAGAAAAAAAAUAUUCUGAAUCUGCGCAGUGAAAGCAGCAAUCCCUCUUGCUGUUCUGGCUUCUGUGAUAGCUGCACAGUCUGCAUUCGCUCCAUAAGACGCACACACAUUUCCCUUUACUUUUUAGGAGGGAAAAAGUGAGUCUUUACUUUGUAAACUGAGUGGAUGAUAAACAAUAUCACCAAUGAAGCAUUGUUUGUGUCUGAGUUUCCAGCUGUGCUAAUUUUGCUUGUCUCACCAGCAUAGUAAAGGAGUAAUUGCAUAUGGCUUUGUCAGACUUGCUUGGGGGGGGGGGACCCCUACUCCUAGGAAGACUAUGGAAAGUGCAGGCCUCUUCAAAAGUCUGUGUCAAUAUACAUUUCAAAAAUGGCAGCCGAGCUGGUGUGAUAGCAUCCAUGUUUGGCUGAGCCAAAACUGCAGGCACAUAUGUGCAGAUGUCAAGCUCUGUCCCUGUUUAUGUUUACUGUUGGAGAAAUUCUGCAUGUUACAAAGCAGAUGUAUGCAUGCUGAGCUCAACCCCCCCCCCCCCGCCCCCAGCCCUGGCAAGCAUAUUGAAGCAAAGUGGAAACCUUUGUAUGUAGUCAGACGCCAUGCAUGCAUCAAAGCUCAUGAGGUUGCAGGAAAGAGCUAAUUGGGGUGGUCGUCUUUUGAAAUAGCUGUGGGGAGAGAAGUAUGAGACUGGAUUGUUGAUGUUUCCAAUUACUUCAAAAGCUGAGGAGAAGCCAUAAAGAUUAGUAGUUCAGUAAUGAGGGACAACAUGAAUUGUAAUAGUCACCAUGCUGAGUAGACCACUAAUAACAGCCACACAUAACUUCCCUCCCUUUUUGAGAACAAGGAUUAAGAAAAAGGUAUUAAUCCCUCGUGGCUUAAAAAUAAAUCCAAAUUAUGUGAUCAAACAGCUUAAAUUUGAGAUAAAUGCAAAAUAGAUUAUGUUGGCAUUUGUAUUUACUCUGCAUGUUUGGGUUUUUUGCCUCGAUUUUUUUUUUAGCAUUUUAUGAACUAAAGGGGCAUGGAAAAUGAACAGAAUUUUUCAGAUUUUGACACUACCAGAUUUUCCCUUUUUUGGUGUGCUUGUUGCUAUAUAGAUUGCUUUAGGAAACCUCAUACAUUACCAUAUAAGCAUUUAAACACUCCUGCUUAGAAUCUUGCUCAAAUCACUAUGAAGCAUCUUUUGAGACUGUUCUUUAUUGUCACUGAGCAUAUCCUGUUAUAGUAAUCCGGAAAAGCUAGAGACUAGCAAUUCUUGCCAAUGUGAUUAAUGUAUAUUGAUGUUUGUCUAAUCUAAGGCCUUUAAUCCAUUGUUGUCACUGUAAAGUAUUUGCAGAAUUGUCCUUUAGGAUGACCUUAUUCCACGUUUUGGUCACUAUUACAUGCUCUUUCCAAUUCCAAACACCCAAAUAUUAUUCUCUGGGUUUGGAGAAAUAUUUGAGUUACCAGUGCCAAUGCUGCAUGCUUUAGAAAAAAUGGGGAAAGAAAUGUUUUAGCCAGAGCUGCUACUUAGAGGUGUAUUAGGGUUACCACAGAGAUUAUCAUUAAAAGAUGUGAUUUAUUAUCCCAUAAAGAGAAUGAGCACACAAAAUUUAUUUCUAACAUGAGCCUAGCUUGAGAUUUUCUCUGAUUUUUCACAAUCCAGGGUUAAUCAAAGAGGCAACAGGUACUACUACUCAUUUGAACUUCUGCCUUUGAUUCUUAAAGCUACAAGCAUGGCUACGUGUACAUAAAGCGAUUCAGCGAGAGUGCAAAAAAUAAUAAUGCAUUCUGUGAUGCUGGCUGCACAAUUUAGCUUCGUACAAAUCUCAGCUUCUAUUAUUAUGAAAACUGCAAGCUAGUCCUUGCAGUUGUAUACAUAUUCUUGAUAGUGUGUGGGCAAAACAAGUUGAAAUCUUUGAAGCUCCUACAGUGAGCGAAGUAAAGUAUACAAGAUAGCAAAAAUUGCAGGCUAAAUUUUCCCCAAACUGAGAAAUGAUCAGAUUGCAUUAUUUAUAUUUGGUACAAAUCCCAGACUUAUGGAACAGAACUUGGAUUGCCUGAAUGAAGGUUUAGUUUUAUAACAUGGAUUAAACACAGCCUUGGCUCUAAGUUUGUGAACACAUCUGUUCUCCUCUUGGCAGAUCGUCCAGUGACCUACCUGUACAACACUCUUCACUACUAUGAGGGGCACCUCCGGGAGAGGAUGAACCUCAAACGAAAGCUCGUCCAUGCCAUCAUCGGCUCCCUUAAAGACAAUCGGCCACAAGGGUGGUGCUUAAGUGAUACUUACCUCAAAUGUGGUAUGAAUGCACGAGAAGAUAACCUGUGGAUUCCUGAAGAUAUUUAUUAUUGCAAAUUGAUUGCAAGACUGGUUGAUAAUAUCCUUUUUUUUAAAAAAGGAAAAAAUGUGAAAUAUCAGGCUGCAUCCAAAUAACUAUUCUCAUUAUAGCGAAUUGGUAAAUGGCUAUGCUCUGGUUCCAUUUUCUAGUGCUUCAGCCCGCCCACAGAUUUUUAUCAAAUUACUACUGCAAAAUAAGUAGAACAUGCAUGUUUUUAGCUCUUUUCGUGUGUUAAAUAUGUGUAGCUGUCAUCCCAAGGGUUCACUAGAAGUAAACCCCACUGAAUUGAGCCAGACUGGUUUCUUUCUAAUUAUUUUCCUUUGCUCAAUUGACAAUUUUAAUAUUUCUUGUAAAUCACUUAAUAUGUUUUCUUUACAGCCAGGCAGUACAUAAAUUUUGUUAAAUAAAUAAGCACACUUGGGAUUUCAGCCUAAGUAAAAUUUAUAAAUCCAAAAGAUCACAGGACCAGUCAUUUUCUUAACAAAACCACCUUUAGUUCCUUGAACUGGGGAAACCAGCUCAGAAUUUCUAAUACACUGCAUUGCAUUAUUUGGUGGAAAACAAAGUGUACAACGCAUCAUACUCUGUAACUGUGAUGCUCCUGAUAGGAUGCUAACUUCUUGUUCUAAUGGCUGCUUCCUAGUUUCUAUAACUGUUUAUUUACCUUAAUCGCUGUCACCGAUGGCUGGCAAAUCAUCUAGCCCAUUCCCAAACUGUGACUGGAGGUUCAAUGAAUUUCCCAACCCAGCUGCCCACGCUCUCCAUGUUACCUGUGUCGAACUCAUGGCAUUGACUGUGCCAGGAAAGGAUGUGGGCAAUGCCCUCCUCAAUGUUGUGCUGAAAAGGUAUGUGAAACUUUCUGAAAGGUGGGGGUGGGGGACACUGUUGUGAAGUUAGGGGCCUGUUAACAUAUUGCAAAAUGUUGUCUAAUAUCUGUCAAAAUGGAAAGAUUCCCAGGAACCAAAUCACAGAAUUGUAGAACUGGAAGGAACCCUGAGAAUUGUCUAGUCUGCAGCCUUGGCGUUAUCAGCAUCACGCCCUAACCAACUGAGCUAACCAUAUUUAGUUGAUUUUAAUGUAUCAAUUCCUUUAAAGUGCCUUUGCCAAAAUAUUAAAUAAAAGAAUCAUGUGUCUCUCUCCCCCUUCGGUUCUUAUAGUCAGCCUUUAGUGCCCAGAGACAAUAUCACAGCUUGGAUGAACGCAAUUGGACUCAUUAUCACUGCGUUACCUGUAAGUCGUCUUGCAUUUUGAAUUCUGAUUUAAGUGAAGAGAAAGCAUGCUAAAACAUCAACCCCUGUACGAGAAGUAUAAUACAGAAGUUAGGGUAGCGUUGUUCAUUUUUCUUAGUUUUGACUGUAAGUUUGUUCAACGGAAUUUGGAUGUGAAGAAUCAAAGACCGAGUAUGGUGCGUCUGAAACAAUUCAGAAAAUUGGACACCUUGAGCAGUGUAGAAAUUGCUUGGGGUUGCUAUUUUAAGAACUCUUAAAUGUUUUUAUUAAAACUCAGUUUCCUGCAGCAGUAACUAAGUCGCCAUUUGAUGCAAACAUGGGCUUGUAUUUUUUACAUUCCCAUACAAUGUGGUGUAGGGUGGAGCCAGAAGAGAGUGGCAAUCACGUUGUUCCUAAAACAUUAGAAUUGGGCCACAAUGUCCUGAUGAUUUGAAGUUGCUUUGGCUCUCUUUUCCCAGGAGCCCUACUGGAUUGUCCUUCAUGAACGGAUUGUGAGUGUUAUCAACAGUCCUAGCUUGACUUCGGAGACCGAAUGGGUUGGUUACCCAUUCCAGCUGUUUGACUUCACAGCUUGCCAUCAGUCUUACUCCGAGAUGUGCUGUAGCUACACUCUGGCAUUGGCACAUGCAGUCUGGCAUCAUUCAAGCAUUGGCCAGCUUUCCCUCAUUCCAAAGUAGGUGUCAUGGAUUGGCUGGAUGAAGAGGAGUGGUGGGAGGCACCAGCUGGGGAAACCCCAGAGGAGGAAGGCUCAGAGCCAGAGGACCGGUGGUGGGACACAGAGGAGCAGUCCGAGGGAGUGGAUUGGAGGGGGGUAGGUUUCAGAUGCUGAAGGGACAACAGGGUUUAGUGAGCAGGAAGAGCCCGGGACAGGAAGCAGCUCAGACUCUGAGGCUGGAGCAGGAGGGGGUAUCAAAGGACUGUUGAAGAACACAGAGUCUCCCUCUUCUGCUGCAACAAGCUCCCCUCUCACCUGGUCUCCAAGAACUUGCAAAGUAAUGAGAAGAGCAGAACAGAGGUGCCAGACACAGUUUGAGACUGCUUGGGAAACACCUGAGGAGGAGCCUUAGAGAUGGUGAAGGCAGGGACCUUCAGUCCUGGCAACUGCUUCAUAGGAGCAAGACCUACUUGGGGAGUGUUGCUGAGAACAAGUAUGUUCAGUUCCUUGAAUAAAGAGUUAACUUCACUAACAACAAAGAUAUGCUUCCUUUAUUGCUGACUCCCGCCAUGACAGGCAUACUCUAUAUGAUCUCUGAAUAUUAUUUUCAGCCAAAUAAAAAUGUGCUGCUUGUAUAUAAAGCCCACAUAUAGCCAAAAGAUAUAGCUGAUAGGUAAAUGUCCUCUGUUAAGUGUGUGUCAGAAUAUUUGAUUGUAUGCAUCUUAAUGUUAUUAGCGGCACUUGCCUUUUAACAGAAUUUGGUAAAUUUCAGGGUAUAAAAUAGAAAAAUAUAAAACAAAAAGCUAAUAAAAGCACUAACUUAAUAUAAUUUCUAAAAUAUUACAGGUUUCUCACUGAAGUAUUGAUACCAGUAGUAAAGACGGAAUUUCAGUUACUCUACGUGUAUCACCUGGUUGGUCCAUUCCUACAGCGGUUCCAGCAGGAGAGGACAAGAUGCAUGCUAGAGGUAUGUGAGAUCAAGAGAAAUUGCUGCAGUGUUCAUCAGAAGAAUAGGACAGCAAGCUUUUGGACUUUGCUAAAUACUGCCUUUCUGGUGAGGCUUUCCAUACAAACAUUAACCUUGCUCUCCUAUCCUUCCAACAAAAUUAGUUCAACGAAAAGAUAGUUUGUAUAUCUUUCAUUGUGUUUAUUCCUCCAUCCCCUUUGGAGGACUUCCAAUAUAACAUUUGCAGUGAAGCAAGUUAGGUGGAGGUUUAAUAUAUCCCUGCCAUAGUCAUAGGUGCAAGAGAACAUAUAUCACAUAAUUAUGUAAUUUUGGGAUAUCUCCCAAAAUCUUUUGGGUAUUUUCCUUUUCUUUGCUGCCCAUUUGCUUUUGUCAGUUUGUUGAAAGAAACACAGCCCAGUUCUCCCGAAAUCACCACAGGCACAGCCUCAAAUUAUAUGGACUUUGCAUUCAGUCACAGCAGAAACCAAAUUACAGUAUUCAUCAGCAUGUCUCUUCAAGCACAACAAAGGAGUUUUAAAAUAAACUCUCCAGGACAUUUUCAGUGUCCUAAAAUUAAUUAUGCUUAUGCCAUAAGUAUCUAAACAAAGCUGACUUCAAGCUCUGUCUUUGAAGACAGGAAGGAACAUCUGUGCCUUUUAAACUCUGCUUUCUGUAGUAAGCCAGGCAGAACAAGAGAUAUGAAAAGUGCAUAAUUAGCUUUUUCUCUAUUUUUCCUGUCAUCUUUGAAGAAUAAAAAUUCCUGAGUUCAUCUCCUAGAAGUGAGGGUUAUUGCCAUGGCGCCACCAAUUUUCAUUUGUCAGCUCUGAAACCCCCAUAUGGUUAUGGAUUGAUGAGUUCAUCUUAAACAAAAGCAGCCCCAAAUUUAGAUAAAAGACUAAUUUAAAAAAAUUUCCACAAGAAAUGUCCUCGUGGUUCUUUGGUAGACCACAGAACACCAGUGUAUCUGGCAAAAACUAUAUACAGUUGUCUAUCCCAUUACCUCUCAUCAUCAAAGCUCAGUCCUUUUGCAGAAUGCUUCAGUAGUAUAUCUGUAUGCAAGAUUCAGGUCACUUUAUUUUAAAUUGAAAGAAUGUGAUCUGUUGUUUUUAAUAACCUUUUACAAGAUCUACAGUGGUUCUCAAAGAGUGUCACAUGCCACUGUGGUGGGAAGAUUCAAGGAAAAUCAAUAUUAUAUUUUGGGAAUGAUUCAUGUUCUUACCUAGCUACAUUGUUUAUAAUAUGAUCAUGAGGCAUCCAAAAAGUAUAAAGUGGGGAUGUGGGUGGCGCUGUGGCCUCUUGGGCUUGCCAUGACGGGGUGAGUUCCCGUUGCUCUGUCCCAGCUCCUGCCAACCUAGCAGUUCGAAAGCACGCCAGUGUAAGUAGAUAAAUAAGUACUGCUGCGGCAGGAAGGUAAACAGUGUUUCCAUGCGCUCUGUCACAGUGUUUCGUUGCGCCAGAAAAGGUUUAGUCAUGCUGGCCACAUGACCCGGAAAGCUGUCUGUGGACAAACGCCAGCUCCCUUGGCCUGAAAGCAAGAUAAGCGCCACACCCCAUAGUUGCCUUUGACUGGACUUAACCGUCUAGGGGUCCUUUACCUAUUAUAAAGUAGUUGUGUUAUAAAUCUAGCGCUGCUAGUUGUUUCUUUUUGUUUUCCAAUGAAUUUUUUAUCCAUGAAAAAUUUUAGGCUUGUUGCGAGCAAAUUUUUAUUCUGAAAGCUUGACCCAGAGAAAAAAGUUUGAGAACCACUGAACCGUAGGCUUCUGCCCCUGUUUGCACUGCUCACCAUCCUCAGCUCACCAAUACCAUGCAUAUUCAGUAGAGUUUUUGUUUGUGUGGCAAUAGAUUGGAGUAGCUUUUUAUGAAAUGCUUCUGGAAGUGGACCAAUGCAACACACAUCUCAACUACAUGGAUCCAAUAUGUGAUUUCCUGUAUCAUGUGAAGUACAUGUUUACUGGAGACAGUGUAAAAGACCAAGUAAGUGAUGGAAAACCGGAAGUUCCUCUUUUGUAUUUUUUGCCAAGUCUCUCUUCUUUUGCUUUAUUUUCUCUUUCUCUUUCCUUUUUUUAUUUCUAUUGUCCCUCUCUUUUAUUCUUCUUUUUUUUAUAUUUCGUAGCCCUAAUAUCACUGUAUUAUGGGAAAAUGUCAGUUAAGAAAUUUUACAUACUAGAAUUAUAUUUUGUUUUCUGUUUUAAAUCUUGAAGUGAGUCAAUGAAAAUAGCAUAAAAACUGUUUAAAACCAAUGAAGAAUCUUGAGUCUUCUUUGUCAGAUGCAAUAACAUGGGGUUAGUUAGAAUUAUAAACGAUGAAAUGAGAAAUGAAAUGCAGAACAGUAGAGAUGGUGUUAAUUACAUUAUUAAUGGUGGCCAUUCACAAAAAAAGAUUUUUUUUGCAAUAGACAUCCUGCCAUUAGUGAGCCAAUUAAAACCUGUAUAUAAAAGAAAUCUGUUAUCCUGAUUCAAUUAACAAGCGUUCUUCUGUAAGCAUUGUGAAGCUAAAUGAAGACCUAUAAAUUUUUAUUUUAGACUUUUAACCAGCAGGCCACAUUUGACAGGUGGGCAGUGCUGACCACCUAUCAGUCACCUGAUGUUACAGAAACAUCAGGUAAUGGGGGUGCUUUGAAGUCUGCAUGAACAUCAAGAUUUCAACGCACAACCCAGGCUUGCAAAGAGCCCUGCACACUGCUUUGAAGCCCUGCUGAUCAGCUGUUCUUUGCCACUUCCAAAUGCCAAAAGCACUCUUUGCAAGCACCUUCAAGAAUAUGCUGACCGUGAAGCUUCCCAUGGGAAACUCCUUAGUGAGGUCAAACCCACGGAGCUGAUAGAAACAGAUUUUAAUCUCCGCUUUCUACUGGGAUCAGCUGUACUCUGCAUUCACCAUGGCCCAGCCAAUCUCCGCUGGCUUGCUUUACCGCAAGUUAGCUGACUGCUGGUGAUAGCAAGGCAUAUAUCUUUAUAUUUAAAUGGACCACCCCUUUAUUGCUUCAUAACCACUUUUUAUUUCCCUUUGGCUUUCGUUAAAGGUUGAAAAGAUUAUUUGCAACCUGAGGCCUGCUUUGAAGCUUCGUCUGCGCUUCAUACACAUCAGCAAGAUGGAGUCUGCAACUGUUCCUCAGCAACCCAUAAGCAAUGUGUCUCCAGCACCUCAGCCUAGCCAGGUCCCCGUGAAUGUGGCCUUGCCAGUGACACAAUAGAGGGAGCCGCUAAACUACUGUCUCUGCCAAGGACAUCCAACAUGGACCCAGAUGAAGCAGCAUCCAGCAUAAAUUUCAUUUGAGAAGAGCUGGGUGCAGGAAAGCACCCAAAUCAAAGGAACUCCUUAAGUUCAGCAAACAAUGUGGCUCUACAAAUACCCAGCUGCUUUAAACAACAACACUGCCCAUUGUUGGCCUUGUUUUCUUUACUCAUGUCUCAUUUUUCUUGCCAGUGUUUAACUUCUGUUUUUGGUAGCAUAGAUAUGUUUACACUGGCAGCAGUUAACAUUUUGUGCUUUUUCUAGCUUUGGAAAAUGAUGACGCUUGGGCGAAUAUAAAGGCUGCGACCCUCAUAUCAUUUAAGGAAGAAUAAGCUAAGCUUCAGCUGCUGAGAUCCUGUUGGCUUAAAGCCAAGUCUAUUAAACCUACUAGCUGGAUUUUCUAUGGAAACUAGUUGAAGUAUUGGUGCAAAAGGCAGACACAAACAACUUCUGACCAUGGUGCCAGAAUUAGCUGGUGCUGUCUUACUUCGCCAGCAAUCCUGCUGCAGUCAGGGAUACAAUGUGGUGAUUAAAACACUGUCUAUCCAAAUCACGAAUGAGCAGGCCUCCAGGUUUACAACUAGUAUAUUUAUGUGAAGUGGUGGUGGUGGUGGUUUUAAUCAGCCACCUAUGUUUUGAAUUUGUGUAAUAACUACAUUUUAUUUUGGACUUGUACUAUACUACUUUUGUUCAGGUUUUAUUUUUGCGUAGGGAGGUUGGUGGGGUAGAAAGAUUUUUAACCAGAUAAUGUUUCAACCGAUCAUGAAGAUGAUAAGAUUUGUAAAAUACUGUUCUUAUUUCAUAUGAAAAAAGUGUUUAAUAAAAAUAGUUUUUAUAACUACUGACCUA
Podarcis lilfordi (Lilford's wall lizard) is the source of this 40775-nucleotide messenger RNA. The record is from the annotation of a GenBank genome assembly. NCBI's taxonomy places the organism in Eukaryota, Metazoa, Chordata, Lepidosauria, Squamata, Lacertidae.